AUCUCCCCCCAAACCCCACAUUUCUCCAUCCCAUUUCUCUCAUCUCUCUCCCUCUCUCUCUCUCUCUCUCUCUCUCUCUCUCUCUCUCUCUCUCUCUCAUCAUCUUUCCUUUAGGCACACCCAUACACCAACACACUUUCAUCCUUAUAUAUAUAUAUAGAUAUACAUAUCGAAGACGACGACUCAAACCCUAAAAAAAACCCUAAAACUUUAAAUCCUUUGAAGAUUGUGUAAUGGAGUUUGGCAGCAUUAUUGGGUUCUUGGAGAAUAGGUCUAUUCUUGUCACUGGUGCCACUGGCUUUCUUGCAAAGAUUUUUAUUGAGAAGAUACUGAGGGUGCAACCCAAUGUGAAGAAGCUUUAUGCUCUUCUUAGGGCAGCCGAUGCUAAGACGGCCGCCCUAAGGUUUAACAACGAGGUGAUCGCCAAAGAGUUAUUCAAGGUCCUAAAAGAAAAUUGUGCGGGAAAUUUAAAUUCGUUGCUUGCGCAAAAGGUUCGAGUUGUGGCCGGGGAUAUUACUACGGAGAAUAUGGGUGUAAAAGAUGCAUCUUUGUUGGAGGAAAUGUGGAAUGAGGUCGAUGUUGUGAUUAAUUUGGCUGCAAAUACCAACUUCGAUGAAAGAUACGACGUUUCAAUGGGAAUAAAUACACUGGGAGCUAUGCAUGUUCUAAAUUUUUCCAAGAAAUGCAACAAGUUAAAGGUUCACUUGCAUGUAUCGACUGCUUAUGUUGCGGGAGAAAGAUCGGGACUUAUACUCGAAACCCCUUAUAAGAUGGGGGAAACCCUAAACGGGGAACCUGGGCUGGACAUCGAUUUGGAGAAGAAGUUAAUCGACGAUACCUUGAAGCAACUCAAGGCUGAACAAUGUUCAGAAGACUAUGUUAAAUCAACCAUGAAAGAUUUGGGAAUUCAAAGGGCAAGGAAGUUUGGAUGGCCCAACACCUAUGUUUUCACCAAGGCCAUGGGAGAGAUGCUCUUAGGACAAUUGAAAGAAAACAUACCUCUUGUAAUUGUUCGACCUACAAUUGUCACGAGUACUUACAAAGACCCAUUCCCGGGGUGGGCCGAAGGUGUUAGAACAAUUGAUAGCUUAACUGUUGGAUAUGGUAAAGGAAGAAUAUCAUGCUUCCUCGGCGAUCCUAAAGCAAUUAUCGAUUUAAUCCCGGCUGAUAUGGUCGUGAAUGCGAUGAUAGUAGCCAUGGUGGCGCAUGCGAAUCAGGCGAAUGAAACUAUUUACCAUAUCGGGUCCUCUGUUUCAAACCCUGUGGAGUUUGCCACAAUUCAAAACUACGGCCAGAGAUACUUCAUGACGCAUCCGUGGAUCAACAAGGAAGGCCGGCCUGUCAUUGUUGGCAAUGUUACCGUCUUGAAUUCCAUGGAGAGUUUUCAGCGAUACUUGACGAUUCACUACUUACUCCCGCUCAAGGGACUACAAAUAUUGAACACGGCGUGCUGCCAAUACUUCCAAGGCACGUAUGUCGACAUGUGCCGAAAGAUCAAGUUCGUAUUGCGACUGGUGGAGCUUUACGCGCCGUAUUUAUUCUACAAAGGAUAUUUCGAUGAUAUGAAUGCUGAAAAACUCAGAAGGGCUGCUGUAGCAAACGGGGUCGAGGUCGAUAAGUUCAAUUUCGAUCCCAAAACCAUCAAAUGGGAUGAGUACUUCAUGGGCAUUCACUUGCCAGGAGUGGUAAAACAUGUACUCAAGUGAAAUAUUUGUCACAAUAUAUGUUUUAUUGCAUGUUGGUGUUUGGAUUUGGGAAUACUCAUGUUUCUGGAUCAAUAUAUAUAUAUAUAUAUAUAUAUAUUAUUUACUAGGAAUUUAAAAUUUAAAGUGUAUUUAGGGGAAGAUCUAAUGUCAUUACAUUCUAAGUGGAAUUGACUUUGAAUUGUAUUCAUUCCUUUGUACCUCAUUAUGGAGGCCAUAUACAAUAUGUGUAAUAGUCCUUUAUUA
Molecule: messenger RNA, 1949 nt
Organism: Andrographis paniculata
Lineage: Eukaryota; Viridiplantae; Streptophyta; Magnoliopsida; Lamiales; Acanthaceae
Product: alcohol-forming fatty acyl-CoA reductase-like
Exons: 10
Coding region: 234-1706 (490 amino acids)
Biological process (GO): suberin biosynthetic process; long-chain fatty-acyl-CoA metabolic process
Cellular component (GO): intracellular membrane-bounded organelle
Molecular function (GO): alcohol-forming very long-chain fatty acyl-CoA reductase (NADP+) activity
Source: RefSeq, a predicted model, not a curated record